This is a messenger RNA of Jaminaea rosea, 1617 nucleotides long. RefSeq lists its product as hypothetical. Bases 127 to 1272 code for a protein of 381 amino acids. NCBI's taxonomy places the organism in Eukaryota, Fungi, Basidiomycota, Exobasidiomycetes, Microstromatales. The record is from RefSeq and is a predicted model, not a curated record. The transcript has a single exon.
CUCGUCGAGCUGAGCCCCUCCAGCACGAACCGCUUCACCCAAAAGUCAUCGGCGUCGCGCCACUGUUCUUCGCAUCCAUCCCGCGUUCCGCCGAGGAAGAGGGGACAGCGGUAAGGCUGAAACCCUAUGAGUACCAAUGGUCGCGGAUCCACCUCCCGGCUCAAGCUCGACUUCCUCCCCUCACGAGACUUACCCCCGCUUAGACGCGCCGCUGCUACUAUCUCGAGUCAAGGCGACAAUGCGGGCGAGAAGAUCCGCGCCGGGCUCGAAGCGCUGGAGAAGGCGCUGGGUCUAGGCAGAGAAGAGGAGGUGCGGCUGAUGAUCGACGAGCAGUCGACGCAAAGCAGAGACGAGGAAGACGAUUCGACGGCUCACGACUUGGAGCACCGCUUUGCACACUCGUGGCUCACUCGCAUCGUCUCGGGCGAGGUACCGGGGCUAGAAGAUGAGGAUCAAGAUCGAGCCGCAAGGGCCCUCGCAGCGCUGUGUGGUCGACCCGCGUCAGAAGCGCAGAUCACCGCCUUCCUCUUUUGCACGGCGGACGCAAUCGUGGCGCGGACGAGGAUAGGAGACGUACCCAUUACGGCGGACGCGCUGGGCAAUCGUACGUGGGGGGCGGCGCCGCUGCUGGCGCGCAGGCUGGUGGGCAGGUACGUGCGGGAGGGAGAGAGAGCGCAGCGAGUGCUUGAGCUAGGCGCGGGCACGGGGUUGGUAGGGCUGGCUCUGGCGGCGCUCCGUAACACGCACGUCGACCUCACAGAUCAUCACCCGCACGUCUUGGCCAAUCUCGAGGCCAACGUCAAGCUCAACGACCUGAGCGAGGUCGCUGGAGUGUAUCGACUCGAUUGGCAGGCCGUGCAUGGAGCACAACCCCACUACACAUCAACAGCGCAGACACUACCGGCGGACGUGCCGACCUCUGCCCCCUACCUCUCCCCGCUCCCCGCUGGCGAGCGCUACGACACCAUCAUUGCGGCCGACUGCAUCUACGACGUCCACCACCCGGUCUGGAUUCGCUCAGUAGCGCAGCGCUAUCUUACGCAGAACGGCGUCCUUCAUCUCAUCACUCCUCUGCGCGAGACACACAAGGCGGAAGUUGAGGCGAUCUAUGGUGCGUUUCCGCGGGAGGGCGAGGGGCUCUGCAUUACGUGGGAGGGAGACGAGGUGGGAUACGACGAUUUCGGGCCAAGAUCGCUGGGCGGGGGGCAGAGAGGAUUGAGGACCACGUACCGCAGCUUUGAGAUCCGGUGGCAAGGCGACGUGCAUACUUGACUUGCAAUUCAGGGUUGGCUCUUGCGUCUCUACUUUGCUCUCAUUGCCGCGCGUGUCUUACAGCUUCGCUUCUCUCGGCGACGCCUGCUUCUCGCCCAACAACACGACAUUCACCGUAAUGUCAUCGCGGUACCGCCUUGCAUCGCCCGCCGGUAUAGCAAGGUAGGCAUUGACGCGCUGAGCCCCUCCUCCGCCGAGCGCGUUGCGUACGAGGUGCGUUGCGAGAUUCUCGUCUUGGAACGCAAACACUUGCUGGCCUUGAGCACGAGCGAGCGGGUGGUGCGACGACGAGAGGACCGCCUGCUGGUCGCUGAUCGCAGGUGCCGCUGCCUUGCCGAAGACCUU